Messenger RNA from Exophiala dermatitidis NIH/UT8656, 3519 nucleotides. RefSeq lists its product as uncharacterized. The coding region runs from base 1 to 3519 and encodes 1172 amino acids. The transcript has a single exon. The record is from RefSeq and is a predicted model, not a curated record. NCBI's taxonomy places the organism in Eukaryota, Fungi, Ascomycota, Eurotiomycetes, Chaetothyriales, Herpotrichiellaceae. Gene Ontology annotation, molecular function: RNA binding.
AUGGCCCCUACGACAAAGCCAGAAGGCCAGCUGAAUAUCAAUUUAUCCGGAUUGAACACCAUUAGCGAGCCUCCUACGGUGCCUACGACGAAAUCUCCUUUUGGUGGACCAAAGUCCUCCGGGUUGACAGGUUUGUCUGGUUCAAGAGCAGGAGCAGGCUCUCCUCUUCACGAACAGACUUCGCGACUGUUUCCCAAACGCACUCGAGAACUACAAUCUCAGACCACUGGUCUGUCUUCAAACAUUUGGGGCCCUCCUACAAGCGGAACUUCCACCCCGCUUUUCGAGAUUCCAGAGUCCCCCAGUCAAGACGGUUUUCCCGACCUGGUGCCCCUGACGGAAACCGGUAUAAACAGCCCAGCCAGAAGAGGUCGUGCAGGAACGCUUCCGUCGAGAAUCUCGCCCGUUGGCACCAUUAAUGGAGUCAAUGUAUUGACCUCGAAAACUUCGCGGCCCACACCCUCUACCAGCCCCUUCCGACCAGGCUCGACAUCGGCCGCGGAGACGGCUUUCUACUCGAAUGCAUCAAGCUCAGCCAACUCAGCCAAUUCUGCCCUGCUCUCCCGACUACGGGCAGGUAGCAUGCCUCAGCGGGCGAGCUUGUUAGGACAGUCCAGCUCCUUCGGCCAGGCUGCUUUCAACUCCGGAUGGGGCACCAGGACUCGUGCUGCUACUUUGACCAGUAUCAGUUCCGCCGAAGACCCGACUUCACCUCAACAGUCUGGCCUGAACAUGUCCGACUCGGGAGUCCGCACUCUUGACUACCUGGGUCUAGCAGAGCCCCCACCACAAUCGAGAUUGUCGGACGCAAUGCGGCACGACGGGAAUGACCCUUCUCGGACGCAGGAUUCUGGAUUGUCUGACGUCCUGGCCAGUUUUGGUAUGCGCAAUUCAGGUCGCUUCCGAUCAUUUUCGGUCAACACGCAACCAAAGUACGGCAACGAAGGCCAAGAUGAUGACCAUGCCCACACCCAAUACCCGAGUGGGACCUUGACACCAUCUGCGGCGGCUGCUCUGGAAGCUGAAUACGAACGUGUCCAGGAAAAGGUCCGUCUUCACAACCAAGCUGUUCAGGCCUUUGCUGUGAAUGCUAGUGCUGCACGUCCGCGCGCCCGCACUGCUGGCCUGGUGGAAACCCCACAGCGUACGUCGCUCCGCCAUUUGGUGCGUCCCGAUGACACCGACGCCACGAACAUGGGCUUCGAUAUGCAGAGUUCCAGCGGCAUGGAAGAAGCUGCCCUUUCCGACGCUUUGCAGGGCUUAAACAUUAUCGAGCAUGGGCAGCUCCCGUAUGAGACCAUGGAGGAUCCAGAAGUCCAGCCGUCGCGGUCUUUAUGGAUCGGUUCCAUCCCCAACUCCACCACCAUGUCGUCCUUGGACGCCAUCUUCAGCCGUUUUGGGCCGAUCGAGUCGACGAGAGUGCUCACCCACAAAAACUGCGGGUUCGUGAACUUUGAGUCCGUAGAGCCUGCUAUCCGUGCCCGCCACCUUCUCAACGGCCAGGAAAUCUUCCCUGGAGCAGGCCCUGUUAGGAUCGGGUUUGCCAAAGCUCCAAACGCAUCUGUAUCUUUGACUCCAAACCAAAACAGCACUCCCCCACCGGGCUCACAGGCGGUUACAGGAUCGCUCGAGACUUCGCGUGGUAAAGACGGGAAUGUGGGCACAACGGGUGCAACCAAUGCCGAACAAACCCUUUCUCAGCCUACUGGUGACCGUUUGGCCGAGCUGCAGCCGGAGAUUUUGCAAAUUGUCCUGGAUUUUGGUGGCCAGCAAUCAGACCUACCUUCAGUAUCUGCGAACCUUGAGAGUGCCAUACGGUAUCAGAAAUUGGAAAGGGAGAUUCCACCCAUUCCAGAACCGAGUGCGGCGAGAAUGUAUGAUGCUCCUAGGUUACGAGACUUCCGCAAACGGAUUGACAACGGUGCCUGUGGACUUCAAGAAGUUGAGCAGAUCGCCAUCGACAUGCUUCCUGAAAUUGCAGAGCUUUCUUCUGACUACCUAGGGAACACCGUAGUCCAGAAGCUUUUUGAAUACUGCUCGGAGCAAACCAAGGAGCAGAUGCUGACACGCAUUGCUCCACAUUUGGCGGAGAUUGGAGUGCACAAAAAUGGAACAUGGGCAGCGCAAAAGAUCAUCGACGUGUGCAAGACUGAAAGUCAGACUCGCAUGAUUGUCGAUGCGCUUCGUCCAUACACUGUUGCCCUUUUCCUGGAUCAAUAUGGAAAUUACGUCCUGCAGUGCUGCCUUCGCUUUGGCUCGCCCUACAACGACUUCAUUUUCGAAACCAUGCUCAGCCAGCUUUGGGAGAUUGCGCAAGGCCGAUUUGGGGCUAGAGCCAUGCGUGCUUGCCUGGAGUCGCAUCAUUCUACUAAGAACCAGCAACGCAUGAUGGCCGCAGCAAUCGCAUUGCAUAGCGUCCAGCUAGCACAAAAUGCCAACGGAGCACUGUUGUUGACGUGGCUGCUCGAUACAUGUACCUUCCCUCGCCGACGAUCCGUCCUUGCCCCUAGGCUGAUCCCUCACCUCGUUCCACUCUGCACUCACAAGGUUGCAUAUUUGACCGUGCUGAAGGUGAUCAAUCAACGGAACGAGCCGGAAGCGAGAGAUAUGGUGCUUAAAGCUCUCUUCUUCAGCCCCAACGACGCCGUUCUCGAACAGAUUCUGUGCGAUCAGACGUCAGGAGUGACGCUAAUCUUCAAGAUUUUGACCACGCCAUUCCUCGACGAUAAUAUGCGUCCGGAGGUCGUGCAGAAUGUUGCCCGGGUGCUUACCAAGAUUAAGGCCCAGCCCAACCAAGGUUACAAGAGAAUCAUGGACGAGGUCGGUAUGUCCAUGCGACCUAACCAGGUGCCGGCCCCGCAAUAUCCUGCUCACGCGCACCCGUCCACGAAUGAUCGAGGUCGCCCGCCGACACAUGCGCAGCAAGCCUCUGGAAGCGGACUGCCGCCCCCGAAUUUCCCACGUCAAUCCAACGGCGGUUUCGGACCUGGCGCCAAUGCUAAUGCCUUUGAGAACGGGAUGAGCCCCGUCAGGACGGGAUCGGCUGAAUCGUUCGGUCUUGCACCAUACGGCGUGAACGGUUUCCAAGGACAACAACCAUACUCUCAACUCCCAUACCAGCAGGUGACUCCGCAGACUCAAUAUCAAAACUUCCCCAACCAGGGGCCACGGUCGAGCACUGGCUAUAUGUCCAGCGGUUAUACGGGCUUCGCGACGCCCCCCUCUGUCGAUCCUUUCCGCACUCUGCAGAAUCCCUCAUCAUCGCCUUUGUCUUUCUCUGCCCAUAUGAGUCCUGUUAUUGGUUCGGCAGGAUUCCCGGGGCAGAACUACCUUCCGACAGGGCCCAAUAACGUGUAUAACUAUCCCCAGCAACAGCAGUUCUUCUAUUCGCCUCCGGUGCAGACUGGCUAUUCAGGGGGACGCGGGCGCAGGGUGAGUCAAGACUCGGAAGCCUACUGCGUGCGCCGACUAACUUUGAUCAGCAGAGAUAGAUGUUAUCGGCACCGAACAUACCUUUGA